GAUUCUGCAAAACUAAAGAGUGCGUGUGUGUAACGCGUGCUCCAUAUAUAUAUACAUAUAUAUAUUUAGUUUGUGGUAGUUAUUAAAAUUUUAGAAUCAUGCUCACAAUGCAGCAAGAGUUAUUAAUGCUGGUGGCAACAGCGCUGCCAAUUUUGGCGCUAAGUUUCUCAGCCGCAUUGUUGAGCUUCAAGUUAUUCAUAACAGUGCGCUCACGCUAUGACAUCAAAGUGAAUUGCUGGUUCUGCAAUGAAAACACGCGUGUAGCGUACGUUGAACGCAACAGCUGGACUUGCCCCAAGUGCGACCAGUACAACGGCUUCAACAAGGACGGUGACUACAAUCGCGACUUGAACACAUCGUCAGCCUCGUCGUCGGCAUCGGCGUCCCGCAACAACAACGCCAGCAAUCACAGCAACAACAACAGCAAUAGCAGCAGCAGCAAUGUUUGCGCCAACGCAUAUUACAGCAACGAUUUGUUGCACGCUGCGGCGCCGCCGUCGCUGAGCAACGGUCUCUGCGAUCAGUGCAACGAGGCGCAGCGCUUGAAGGUCGAGAAGUUGGCGCAGUUCGAGCCAAAGCACGAGUCACGCUUCGAGCAGGAGCUCAAGUUGUAUCAGCGACAACUGGAGCAACAGUUCCGCUUGUGCGGCAGCUGCGAGCGACAUGUGAACAAGGUGCUCCACGAGAAGAAGAAAAUGGUGCUGGGCAGCAAGUUCCUCAACUUUAUCAUCAAGGGCGCCGCACUGCUCAAGCAGCCGCACUUCAAUCGCUUGGCCCGAGUGCAACAACAACGUCGCCUUCAACGCUAUGAACUCCAGAUGACGCUGCUCACAGUGCUCAAUGUGCUCUGUCUGCUGUUCAGUUUGCCCGCCGCGUCUCGAGAACAAUUUCAAUGGCUGCUGUCAGAUACGCUGGGCAAUGCUUUGUUCUUUGUCUACUCGCAUGCCUUGACGCUCUUCCGGGUGACCAUCGAAACACUGGGCAAUGUGCUGGCGGAGCAAGCGUUGCUCGCUCGGCUGAUGCUCUUUGGACGCACCAUGGGAAGACUCUUGCUCUAUUCGCUGGGCCUCAAUCAGCAGGCAACGUUCAGUAGUUGCUACAUCAGCAUCUAUCCAUUUGUCAUGCUGGCGCUCAGUUUUCUGCACAACAUUGGCAAUGGACUGAAAUUCACGCGCUUCACCUUGCUGCUGGUCGUGUGGAGCAUCUAUGCGCAGGGUUCGCUUCUGUUGCCCACAUUCACAAUCCACAGCGUCACUUUUAUAAUGUUGGGCAGUUUAUGUACUUUGUUGUUGCUGAUCACAAAUCGCAAGAAUUCGCUGCUUUCGCUGGCACAGAAUGAAUCCGUUGGCGAGAGUUUCCAUCGCUUGUACGCCGACGAGGGCAUCUCGGAUGACGAGAGCAUCAGCAUGCUGAGCCAGCAGCUGAGCUGCAAUGGCAGCCAAACGGCCAACAGCAUUGCCAUGUCCAGCAUCUCCAGUUUAAAUGGUUCGCAAUUGCGGCAACGCAACAACGUCUCUCACAUUGCGCCCUCUGUGCUGUCGCUGGAUUCGUUGCAUCUCUCCACGCACACCCGUUCGCCUUUGGUCUCAUCGCCAGCUCCGAGUCAACGCACACUGUUGGCGCCUACAAGUUAUGCCUCCAGCUGUUUGGAUGCACAGCGUCCAUGGCGUGGUAACAACGCUGCUCCUUCCGCUUAUGGUUGGCAGCGUGGCAACGUCGCAAGUUCAAGGCCGGUGCCAUCGAUGCUGAGCAGGCAUCAUCGUCCACAGACACGUUCCACCAGCAAUCUGCUGUUGCCCUCGCGUCUCCAACAACAACAACCCCAGCAGCAACUUCAUCGCAAUGGCGAUGUCAGCGCUUGGGUUUAUGCCAACAACGAUUGUCGUCAGCUCAAUGUGAUGGAGGAGCCCAACACGGCGAAUCUGAUGGGCUGCUGCGAUGACAAACAAUUGUCGCGCACCUCAUCGCAAUCCUCGGGCUUUGAGUCACAGCUCGGACACAACAAUCAACACCAACCGCAUCAGCAGCAGCAGCCAACGAUGUUUGGCUAUCAGUCGACGCAGCCCAGCGAAUACGGUUGGCAAACAACUUCUGCAUCACAACGGCAACUACCAGGAAUGGGUUUGCGUGUGGCGCCUCCGAUGCCUUCACCAUAUGCCACACAAAGUGAGUUCAACUUUGAGCGCACACUGCCAGUCCAGGCCAAUCCGGAAUUGCGUCCUGGCGAUCUAUUGCGCAAGUGGAUCGAUCACAAUAGCGCCGCCUCUGCCGCUGCCUCACAAAAAGGCUAAAGGAGGGAAUAAUACACAAGUUUACAUAAUUUGAGAGGAGAACUGUAGGUAAAAUGUGACGCAAAAUCUGGUCGCUUAUCCGAUUUAUGGACAUUCUAGAGAGAAGAUUAUAUAUACUAUAUACGGGUAGCUUUUGACGCGCAUCGUAUUUUGGGGUAUUUGAUGGAGUUCAACAACACAAAACUAUUAAUUUAAAUAUACAACGACAAGCAAACAAGUCAACAACAACAACAACAAAAUAUCAUCCAACACACACUGCCGUGGUUUCAUUUCAGUUGUUUCGAUGCGAAACAACUUCAUUCAUUCAUCAUCGACAUCAUCGUAAUUAAGGCAAAGUGUUCAUCAAAUAAAAAGAGAUAUACAAAAUAUUUAGACCACAUUAAGCAAUAUAAUAAUGAAUUCAUUUUUUUUGGGAAGAGAAUUUAGUAAUGCGGAUUAAACAUAUUUAUACCAUUUAUUUUUGUUGACGCGAUAUUUAUAUGAAAUGGAUUGUUAGCUUAUAUAUAUAUAGAAAAAUGAAAUAUACACUAA
This is a messenger RNA of Drosophila albomicans, 2822 nucleotides long. RefSeq lists its product as uncharacterized. Gene Ontology annotation, biological process: nuclear migration along microtubule. Gene Ontology annotation, molecular function: actin filament binding; lamin binding. Lineage: Eukaryota; Metazoa; Arthropoda; Insecta; Diptera; Drosophilidae. The record is from RefSeq and is a predicted model, not a curated record. The coding region runs from base 99 to 2291 and encodes 730 amino acids. Gene Ontology annotation, cellular component: nuclear membrane. The transcript has 4 exons.